Molecule: messenger RNA, 2929 nt
Organism: Somion occarium
Lineage: Eukaryota; Fungi; Basidiomycota; Agaricomycetes; Polyporales; Cerrenaceae
Source: the annotation of a GenBank genome assembly
GCAUCACAGUUUCCCACACUGGGUGGUGUAGAGAGGGGUUCAAGUUCAACCUACCUUGUACAUACUGUCACCUCAGGCGAUCUCUGUCUGACGUGGGUCAGCCGAAAAUGGAAAAGGAUACGUAGAGUUCCUGUCACCAUAUCAUUUCCGAUACUAUUAAAUAUGCUCUGAGCGCCGAAUAGACUGAACGAGCAAUGACAAAAACAUCCAAGCGGUAGAAACGACCGACAAGAUAGGGUGUGAAAGAUAUCGUUUGAUACUUAACCUCGCCUAAAUUCAUUUUGACGUCGAGCGCUAACCUACAACUCAUUACUAGAUCUCUUGAAUGUUCCUUCUCUAUAUUUCUCUAUAACGCUGGUCGAAGUGUGCGGCCGAUGUCGGGCACCCAUGUAACCCUCUAGGUCGCAAUAACAUUCUACAAUGAGAAAUUUCUGUCGCCUAGCAGGCAGAAAUCGUGCGGGCGCGACCGGUAUCAUCACAGACUGCGGCCUUCGUCGCUUCUCAGUCAACUCAAAGCCAGCCGAUGCACCCAUUCUUCAGAUACCCAGAUCAUCUAUUUACUCUCUUGGUGCGGGUAGCAGCUCAAAGCCUCUCUUUCGUGAUGUAUCGUGGACAAUACAACCUCAAGAUGCCUGGACGGUGCUCUCAGUGGGUGCAACCAGCGGGAAAACGAGUCUCUUACAAGCACUUCUAGGACACCUAAAAAUACAUCCACCACCACCGCCUCCAGGCGGUCUCUUCCCUUUCUUGAACGGAGCUGAUCCUUACAACCGGGUCUCGUUAGUCAGUUUCGCGCAUCGGCCUCGAGGAGCCGGAGGAGGUUUUGUGGAUUUCACUGCGCGUUAUGGUGCUGUUAGAGAGGAGGACAAACGAACACUCCGCGAAACGUUCUUUCCAGAGACAGCGCGUCCAAUCCAUAACCUGGCGUUGCCAGAUAUGCAUUCGAAGGAAGGAACCCAGUUGACGCCGAUCGAUCAGGUCAAGGAGCAUACACGUCGCCUUCUGUUCGAGGACGUCAUUGACAGACUGGAUUUGAGACGGCUUCUUGAUCUACCGAUGAUCGCAUUGAGCAAUGGUCAGACUCGCAAAGCUAGAAUUCUCAAAGCUCUACUUGAGCAGCCUGAGCUCCUUAUUCUUGAUGAACCACUCACUGGAUUGGACGUACAGACGAGACAACUUGUCUUUUCACUAUUAGAGUCAUUACACAAUUCGUCUGAGCCACCUCACAUUAUUAUGGGAACACGCAUACAGGAUCCAAUUCCAGAUUGGACGACACACUUAGCCAUCGUUCACAAGGAUGGCACCGUACAAACAGGACUGAAACAGGAGCUUUUGCCGGCGUUGCAGUCGCACCAUUCCUCGUUCGCCCAGACUUCGGGACAUAUGCCUGCGAUUGAGAUUGACAAAAACGAGAUUCUAGUCGACUUGAGGAACAUCAGUGUCGCCUAUGGCGACCGCAAGGUCCUGAAAAAUAUCCAAUGGACGAUUCAUGCCAACUCCCGUUGGCAUCUUCUCGGGGCAAACGGCGCAGGUAAAACAACUUUACUUGCCAUGCUCACUGGCGAGCACCCACAAUCCUAUACCCAAUCCUCCAAACUCCAUCUCUUCUCUCGUCCGAGAGCCAAAUGGCCCACACCAUCCCUGCACGCACGCAUUGGUCGGGUCUCGCCUGAGAUGCAUAACGCGUUUCCUCGUAGAAGAGGGAUGUCCGUAUGGGAAGCCGUUGGUACCGCGUUCACUAACAAUUUUGUUCCGAGAGGACGGAAACGAGUUGGUCUUGCGGAAGAUGGAAGUGAGCUUGAGGAAAACGGAGAACUAGAACGUUGGAGGGUUGCGAGAAUGUGGCAUGUCUUGGAAGGUCUCGGUCCGACCGCUUGGAACUCGGACGCAGCUGACGCAGGGAACAAGAUGGCUACUGCGAAAGACUUUGCUGACCAGAAGUUCGCCGAUAUUUCCCCUGGGGAGCAGUCUGUUGUCUUGCUAAUGCGUGCAUUGGUCAAUCGACCACCACUGGUCCUGCUGGACGAAGCUUGGGCUGGCAUGGAUGAACGCAUGGUCAAGGCUGCUCGGAAGUAUCUCCGAGGAGGAGGAGGUCUCGAAGAUGGACAAGCUUGCAUAGUGGUCACACACUGGGAAGAAGAGGUUCCUUGGGGCUGGGACGACGGUGUUCGGCGAUACCACCUUAUAGACGGAGAAGGAAGGGAACUUCCGCGACCCUAGGGUAUUGGUAUAUACAGAGGUAACUACAAGUUCGUGUCUUCCCAAAUAAAAUACAGAGGAAUGCAAUAAUGAUAAUACAAGGAUAUAGAAUCAGGUGUCAUCAAAACUCAGAAGGAAAACCUGGCUUCCGCCUCCAGCAGUCCGUAGGUCCACUUCGUUAUGGUCGCCCAAAAUGGCAGGAAAUGUAGGGCUUCUUCCAAUGCCGGAAUCUGUCCACUCGUCGUAGCAUAUGAACUGCCAGCCGACGCUGUAGCAUACUCCACCCAUUCACAUGCAACACUCCCGCUGAAAGGCGUAGAUUCAUCGUCAGCACCAGCCCAUUCGAAAUCCACCACAAACUCGCUAUUCCAUGUACGACUCCACAUAAUGAGAUCCUGAAUGCCUUCAUCCGGAAGCUCAUAUCCUGGCUGAAGCCGUCCACCAUUUCGCACGUGGAAAUGCGAAAUCGGCUUGUCGAAUUUCAAACGACAUGAGCGAGUAUUCGUACCUCGUACAGUGGCUAUCGCAGUGCUAGGGCCUGUACGUACGAAGGAGGCGGACAACCAAUCCGAAGGCUUAGUUGCGCCACGCGACGAUAAUAUAGAGGUUGGUGCGGUGGACGUAGACGUAUUUCCGCCAGGUGAUGGAAGUAGGUUGCUUUCCCAGCUGCAUGCCAGCAACCCUGGUCGUAACACAGUGUCUGUAUUACAAUCGACAUGUUUUCCCCAUG